This is a messenger RNA of Synchiropus splendidus (mandarinfish), 1800 nucleotides long. RefSeq names its product leukemia NUP98 fusion partner 1 (gene lnp1). NCBI's taxonomy places the organism in Eukaryota, Metazoa, Chordata, Actinopteri, Syngnathiformes, Callionymidae. Bases 324 to 1019 code for a protein of 231 amino acids. The transcript is spliced from 4 exons. The record is from RefSeq and is a predicted model, not a curated record.
UCUUCUGACUGUUGCUUUAGUGCUUCAUUCAGUAAGCUCCACUUUUGCUUUCUAACUUGCGACGUUAAACAGAUUAGGGAGGAUUCACUUAUUAAUAGACUUAGAGCAGAGUGUGCGGGUUAUUUUUGGGGUUGUGAGCAAUAACACAACUGUGGAAAUGGCACAGCGGAGGACCUAGUUGAACAAGGCUGUGCGUGUAGUAGAGCAGGCGUGCCAGAGUCACCCAGUCAAUCAGAGGCUUACUGGGUCAGCUCAUCACUGUCCUCACUCCCUGCAAAGGCUCAGUCUUGUCGUUUAAGUUGGACUCCAAACACUAGUGCAGCAUGUCUCUCAGACUCCUGCCAGCAAUCAUCAUGGACAACGAUGACGACGAUGAUGGAAACUUCACCAAGUGGAUGAGUAGUUACUGGGGUCAUGGUGCAGAGGCCGGACAUUCUCGGGAAAGGAAACGCAGCUUCAGAAAACCUGCCAAGACACGGGUGGAUCGAAGAGCUUCACUCCCAACUGUGUCACAGUUGGACGCCAUGAAGUUGAACAGGCUACACGCAGACACAAUGGCUCCAACACCCAGCCACAUCAAGAGCAGAGAGGAGAAGGCAGAGGUCCGACCUCACCAGAGAGCCCGUCGGGCGUCUUCAGACGACAGCAGUCGACCCAAGACAGCCGCGUCAGAGAAACGCAUUACCACAAUUCCAGAGCUCUCCGAGUCACUUGAGAAGAGACUGUGGCUUCAUGAUAGGAAGAAUUUGUCCAUGAAUGAUGACAAGCUAUGCCUGAUCUGUCAUGAGGAAAUGUGUCAGAAUGGUGCCGCAGUUCAGGAGCUUCACUGUACACAUUGCUUUCACAAAGAGGCGGCUCACGGGUUAGGGAAGUGUCGGCCUCGCAGCGGAAGUGAAGCGGAAGCUUGUCAGGCCAGGAAGCUGGUUGGUGAGAGGAGGCUCUCUGCAGAUGGCCCGGUUACUACAGAGAAGAAGGAGUACACCUUCCAUCGCCAGCUUUCACUGAGGAGACACCGCUGAUAUCACUCUAUGACAGGAGGUGACUGGGUUUACUGGCAGGAUGCUGAGAGGUUCAUGCUUCUGGAUGUUCUGGUUCACCACUACGGUGGGACGUUAAGACCAGACAUUCAGGCUGGACUAAUUUAAAUUUAGGUUUAUGUGCAAUGCCAUUUAUUCAUCUACAAUUUUGCCGUACUAUUAAUGUAAUUACUUUCGCGUUGUAUUCCCCAAGACAGGUCUGGUCUCAGGAUCACAUCUUGAAGGUCUUGGUCUUGUCUCAGAAUGCUUUUAUACUUGGUCAAGCUGGACUCAGGAUUUUUUUUGUCCAUAACAGUCAAGACCACAGCUCAUUUUUUAAAACCAAAGAUGAGUGAAUGUUAAAAUGGACCAGUGGAGUCUUUUCUUUUGAAAUGUUAAUAUUGUAUGUGAACGUGAAUGCUAGAUUGUUACAAAACAAUGGUUGAAAUGACUCUAAAUCUAAUAAAGACCUUGCAGAUGUGUGAUCCCCUCUGGCCGUACAUAUUGCCGGGGACUGUAAACUGUUCUGUAUGUUCAUUUCUCCGCCUCUGUGUUUCAGUGUAUGGAGCCGUGGGCGUGGAAGAAACAGACAUGUCCCACAUGUUGUAACAAAGUGUCCAUGCCAAUGCCCUUCUACUGGUCUUCGUCUCGAAUUAAAGUACCCUGAUGCACCCAUCUGCUUCACCAACCCAUAAUCCCUGUCUUCCUGCAUGGACAUCUAUGGACUACUGUGAGGGUGUUUACAACACCCGCUCGCUGUAUUAAAAAAAAAACAAAAAAAAAA